AUGCAUGUCACCGUUGCGUUGCUCUCACCACCCCUCGCACGUUGCAGCUUUGGUGUGCUCAUGCUUGUGGUGCUCACUGGACGGUUUUCACUUUUCGAUGAUGCUGGGGAGACCAAGCACAUCGUGGUGUGGGUAUCCGAGUGCCUGUCAUCAGGUGGUUUAGAAAGCCUCAAGCACCCCACCAUGGACGCCCCUGGGGAUGUUGUGCAGCGCUUGGCUGAGCUGGCAGUGAGCUGCACCGUGGAGCGCACUGCAAGCCGCCCAAGCAUGGCGCACAUUGCCACCCAGCUGCAGGCUGUCAAGGAGGAGGUGUUGGGGAAAGAGGAAUCUGGCGCUGCCAUCAAGGUGGAUGCGCAGGUCCAGGAGAUGAAGGAUGCUGUUGCGGGUGAGGACAGCCUGGAGGCACAAAUUCAAAUGAUUGAGGAUAGGGUCAGCUUCAUCUCUGAACACCCAGUCUAG
Messenger RNA from Closterium sp. Naga37s-1, 459 nucleotides. The record is from the annotation of a GenBank genome assembly. Lineage: Eukaryota; Viridiplantae; Streptophyta; Zygnematophyceae; Desmidiales; Closteriaceae.